ACCUACUCUAGGGCGUGGAGGCGACCACAACAUUCACCAAAGACGCAGAGACGACCCUCAGAAUCAAGAUGGCCUCGAGUAGUGAAGAGCUUUCAAGCUCUUUGGAGAAACAUAAUUCAACUUUUACCAAAUUGUUAUCUUUCAUACCUCCUCAGUUCUACAUCGCUCUCGAUCCUGAAGAAGCAGAUUCUAAAUGGAUGAAGAACAAAAAACGUCGGACUGGAGAAGAAAUAAAAGAACAUAAAAGACAAGCUAAAAUUUCAAAAUUAGAUCCUUCCAACCCUCAGACUACGGAUCAUAUCUUAGCUUCCAAGGUUCCUGUAUCUUCCAACCAUGCCUCAAAAUCGGAGUCGACCAAAGUCUCCACGUCAUCUGAUGUCACUGGGGCGGAAACGGGACUGAGAGAAAAAGAAGUUGUUGUUUUUCCCAGUACCGGAGAUAAAGAUGAGGGAUUAGUCAAAGAUGGAAAGCAGAAAAUCAAUCCUUUACCUCCCGCAGCGAGUAUUGCCGAGUUGAAGCAGAGGUUGCAGAAUAAACUGGAGAGUUUCAGAAAGGAUAGAGGGGUGGACGAUUCUGAUCCUGUUUCGAGGGAUGCUUUGGAAUCUGCUCGGAGAGCCAAAAGGGAGGAACAGAGGGAUAAGAAGAAGAAAGAUAGGAAGAAGGAGAGAGAAUCGGAGAAACAAAGUAAUAGUCGGCCUGCGAAGACCCAACUCAUCGUUCCUAUCUUACCUAAAGACAACCUCACUUACCCUUCCCUCGCCCUCCCUUCUUCAUCCACCAAAUCACUCGGUCCUAUAAAACCCAUCUCUAACCCCGCCCAAGCUCUAGCCCAUCUGGAGAAACAUAACGCUCACUUGGCUUCACUUCCUGAAGAAAAACGUCGAGCCGCGGAGGAGAAAGAAAAAUGGGCAAAGGCUUUACAAAGAGCCGGAGGAGAGAAGGUGCAUGAUGAAGCGAAAGUAUUGAAGAAAGCUGUGAAGAGGGUAGAGAAGGGAAAGCAGAAGAGUGGGAAAGAAUGGGCGGAAAGGAAGAAAUCACUCGAUCAAGCUCAAGCCGUCGCUAUCAAGAAACGAAACGAUAACAUCGCUUCGAGAGCCAGUGCGAAACGUGAUAAACGAUUGGGUGUCAAGUCGAAGGGAACGAAAGGUGGUGGUGGUAAGGGGAAGGGUAAAAGUAGAGGGAGACCUGGGUUUGAGGGUAAGAAGGGGAAGGCGUGAUCGGUAUAAGUCUGCUAAGAAUGUUUCAACGAGUGAGGUUGCUGAUACUCUUCUCGAUGCAUCUUUCGUUUCCUUCUC
Molecule: messenger RNA, 1295 nt
Organism: Tremella mesenterica DSM 1558
Lineage: Eukaryota; Fungi; Basidiomycota; Tremellomycetes; Tremellales; Tremellaceae
Exons: 4
Coding region: 69-1217 (382 amino acids)
Biological process (GO): ribosomal small subunit biogenesis; ribosomal large subunit biogenesis
Cellular component (GO): nucleolus
Molecular function (GO): RNA binding; DNA binding
Source: RefSeq, a predicted model, not a curated record